CACCUAGCAGCGAGUAACUCAGAGACUGAAACCUACGGCGAUCGGUCCAUCUUAUUCUCGAGAGAGCGAAUUUUACUUGCUCAGGUGUUCAGCAUGUCGCAGCAGCCAGAACAGGCGCCGGUGAGGCUCAUCACGGCGUUCGGCAGCCCGUUCGCGCACCGGGUGGAGGUGGCGCUCACGCUCAAGGGGGUGCCGUACGAGCUGCUCGUGGAGGACCUGGCCAGCAAGAGCGACCUGCUGCUCGCCCACAACCCCGUCUACCAGUCGGUCCCCGUCCUCCUCCACGGCGACCGCGCCGUCUGCGACUCCCUCGUCAUCGUCGAGUACGUCGACGAGGCCUUCCACGACGACGACGGGACGGCGCCCCGGCGCCUCCUCCCGGCGGACCCCUACGACCGCGCCACCGCCCGCUUCUGGGCCGACUUCGUCGCCAACAAGUGCUUGAAGCCGCUGUGGCAGUCGACGUGGACCGACGGCGAGGAGCAGGCGCGGCUGGCGAGGGAGACCAAGGAGGGACUGGGGGUACUGGAGGCACAGCUCGACGGGAAGCGGUUCUUUGGGGGCGAGGCCCUCGGCUUCGUCGACCUCGCCGCCUGCACGCUGGCUCACUGGCUCGGCGUGCUGGGGGAAGUCGGCGGGGUGCGGCUGAUGGAGGACGGCGAGUACCCUGCUCUCCGCCGGUGGGCCAAGGAGUACACUUCCCAUGAGGUCGUCAGGCGGUCCCUGCCGGACAGGGACGAGCUCGUCGCCUACUUCACCAAAAACAAGGAGAAGUACCGGUCGUCGAUGCUCAAGCCAGCGGUGAAGUGAAGUGAAGGGAAGCAGUAGUGUGUGUGGUGCGACUCGAUCGUCGAGGCAGCAGCGCAUCUCAGCGUUUUGCUACAGUAUCUCAACAGCAAGUACAAUAUUAUAGCCAAUUGCUAGCUAUAAGUCAUUCUCAUGUCAUCUAUAGUCUAUCUUAUAGCCAACAUGUACAAUAGUUUAUUACAAAAGUGUACUACUUUUUUAUUAUAUGACCCACCUUUCAUACUCA
This is a messenger RNA of Hordeum vulgare subsp. vulgare (domesticated barley), 1033 nucleotides long. Its product is annotated as probable glutathione S-transferase. Gene Ontology annotation, biological process: glutathione metabolic process. Gene Ontology annotation, molecular function: glutathione transferase activity. NCBI's taxonomy places the organism in Eukaryota, Viridiplantae, Streptophyta, Magnoliopsida, Poales, Poaceae. The transcript has a single exon. The coding region runs from base 94 to 810 and encodes 238 amino acids. Gene Ontology annotation, cellular component: cytoplasm. The record is from RefSeq and is a predicted model, not a curated record.